Messenger RNA from Pseudopodoces humilis (Tibetan ground-tit), 2194 nucleotides. It is a transcript of the gene GTF2H5, whose product is annotated as general transcription factor IIH subunit 5. Lineage: Eukaryota; Metazoa; Chordata; Aves; Passeriformes; Paridae. The record is from RefSeq and is a predicted model, not a curated record. Gene Ontology annotation, cellular component: transcription factor TFIIH holo complex; transcription factor TFIIH core complex. Gene Ontology annotation, biological process: nucleotide-excision repair, preincision complex assembly; nucleotide-excision repair; transcription by RNA polymerase II.
UCCGCCGGCCGGGAAGUGGCGGGGGAGAAGGACGGGUGUGAGGGAGCGGAUUCAGCGGGAAACGCUCGGCCUGCGGAGGAGAUUUCCCGUGGUCGCCAGUGCGAGCCAAAGCAGGGGUUGCUCUUGCCCACUCUCCAGCGCUCGUAAGGGAACCGGGAAGAUGGUGAAUGUUCUGAAAGGUGUUCUUGUUGAAUGUGACCCAGCAAUGAAGCAGUUUCUGCUCUACUUGGAUGAGUCAAAUGCUUUGGGAAAGAAGUUCAUCAUACAAGACCUGGAUGAAACUCAUGUCUUUGUAUUAGCUGAGUUGGUCAACUUCCUCCAGGAGAGAGUGGGCGAGUUAAUGGACCAGAACUCGUUUCCUAUUACUCAGAAGUGAGAAAAAACAGAGAAAUGAGAUUACUGCAAGUUUUGGAACAGUGAAUUUCAAUAGUUUGGCUUGCUACUGUUUUAAUAGAUAACACUGUGGCAUGUAAGUUCUACAUAGAAGUGGCUACUAUAGAAAAUGCAUCAUUUUCAUAGACAAAAUAGUCUGGAAUUGGAUCUUGUUUCUCAUUUUGAAAGAAUGUGGUAUCUUUAUUAAAGUAUUUAAAAUUAUACACUUGAGGAGUUCCCUUGAGAAUUUUUGGUGCAUGCUCUCUGGUUUUCCUUCAGAUUUUUAUCUUGCAAUAUGAGAUGACCCAGAAAGUAGUGUUUCUGUAUUGGAAUGCUGUAUGAGGUCCUCUGAUGUGUUGUGUUCCUGUGUGUGAUUGAAUCUGAUUAUAGUGUGACUGACAGAAAGUAAAGAAUGUCUGUUGCAGUAUGAUCUGUGCUUGAUGGAACAUCUCUAAGUUGGAGGCAUGGUCAGGUACUGCUCUAACUUGCAAAGUUUUGUACAGCAGGAUGAGAGUGUGUGUGACUGCUUUGUUGUGUUGUUUUGAGUUGUGAGUGUUGGGUUUUUUUUUUUGUUAAAACAUGUUGAAAAUGCCCCAUACUCUUUGCCUAUUUUUACCAAGGCUGUGCUUUCUGAGUUGUUCUGAGUUUGGGGAGUGGUGGUGGAAGUUUGGAGGGGAAGGAGGGAUAUGGGGGGAUUGGGACAACAAAAUCCAUUGCCCUAGAUCAGCAUAAAUUAAUGGGGUAACAGAAAUGGGAGACCAGUCCUAUAGGUAUAAUUGCUUGUAUUUUUUCACUGAAGCUGAUAGUCAAAAUAAGUUAUGUGAUCAGACUCCCAUGCUCUACCUAACAAACAAGAAAGCUGGGUUUGGAUUUUUGGUUAUGGGGUUUUGUUUCUUCAGCUUACUUCUUUCUCCCAUAUUGCCUUUUGCUGCAAAGAAAAAAGCUUUGUAUCGUCAUGGUUUGGUUGUUUGUUUUUCUUUUACACUGUAUUUGUAACUUUAACUCAGACACUGGCUUGGUUUUUCAGACCUAUUCAUGUACAUCAUGUAGUGAUGCACCACUGGUGCUUGUUUCUCUUGUCCAGUAGAUAUCAGAUUAAUUGGUCGGUUUGUCCUUGUUUCUUGUUUGGAUUGGUUUUGUGGUUUGCCAUUUCUUUCCCCUCAGGAACAGGGAACCUUCAGGAGAAAGUUUCACUAGAUGUUUUUAAUCAAAAAGCUGUCCAAAGAAAGUUCUGUAGAAUUGUGUAUAUUCAGGCUCACGUGGAUGAGCAAAUAGCCUUGUAAAAUUUAACUUCAUUUCAUUUCUGGUACCUUCCCUUUUCUCUGACUUUAUAGAACAAUGAGUUGUUUAAUCGCUUUCUUUCACAAGUGGGUGCUUCCCUGGUCAUGUAGAUUAAGAACCAGCUACACGUCUUUAUCUGAAAUAAGAAGUUUAAAUCUUAUUUAUAAAUGGUUUAUGGUUCCUUACCUCUUUCUUGAGCUUGAUCUCAAGAGACCUAUCACACAUUGCCCUCAUAACUGUUCUUUUUGUGGAAGAUUAUUGGGGGCUCAUUUAAUGGAAAAGUAAUCAGUAGUUUUAACAUGGCAUUAUGGCUCAGUGCAAUUUAUUUAGAAGUGUCUGUUUCCUUUCUUUGGAAUCCUAGUUUAUUUUCCAUCCAGAUUCUGCUGAAAGAUAAAUAAUUUAUCAUUCUCUCUUCAAAUGACAGCAUAUGAAAAGUCAUGUUUGGAAUUCCACAUGUUAAGCCUCUCUGUAUUUAGCAUGUCUACUGCUCCAUUUCUAUUGUGACUUUUCAGUCUAUAAUAAACUUCUUGCAGUUCUUGUC